Molecule: messenger RNA, 1752 nt
Organism: Scaptodrosophila lebanonensis
Lineage: Eukaryota; Metazoa; Arthropoda; Insecta; Diptera; Drosophilidae
Product: M-phase phosphoprotein 8
Exons: 4
Coding region: 151-1206 (351 amino acids)
Biological process (GO): chromatin organization; negative regulation of transcription by RNA polymerase II
Cellular component (GO): pericentric heterochromatin
Molecular function (GO): chromatin binding
Source: RefSeq, a predicted model, not a curated record
AUUUCGCGGCAAAACAAAACGGCAAGGGCAAACAAUUUGUUUUCAUACGCUUGUUAAUUCUUACUUUGUUUACAUUUGGUGCAAAGUGCUUUGACCUCGGCGUGUUGUUUUUGUUUUCCUUCCGAAGCUGCGCAGUCCGUGCUGAAAAAAAUGUCAAAACUUGGCAAGAGAAAAAUAGUUGCUGCCGAACUGGCCGAUGCGGACAGCGAGGCAAAGCAAAAGAAUGGUAAUUCCAAGGCGGGAUCAAACGCGAACGACGAUGAAAACUCCCAGGACAAGAACGAUACGGCUUCAUUGGUUAGCGAGAAUUCAUCACAAAGGCUUGGCGGCGGCAAAAGGCGAAAGGCCUCCAAUAAGGCGGCAGCAAAUUUUGCAGUUGAAGCCAGCGAGUCAGAAGAUAGCGAAGAACCGCCAUUGAAUGGCAGCAAAAAUGCCUCCUCCAGUAGCAGCACAGCUGCUAAGAAGCCACGCAAAGGCGGCAAAUCGAAGGGUAAAGCGGCUGGCAAAAGCGCCAACAAUAAAAAGUCAAAAUCCGUAGAGAGUGAUGAUGAGAAAGAGGACGAAGAGGAUGAUGGUAUCGACGACAAUGAAAUCGAGUAUGAGGUCGAGGCCAUUGUGGGUCACAAGAUCAUCCGCAACGCCUUACACUUUUGUGUCCGCUGGAAAGGUUACACUCAGGAUGAGGACACCUGGGAGCUUGAAAGCGACUUGAACUGCGAUGCGCUCAUUGCCGAAUAUCGCAAGAAGGUGGACAUCAAUGAUAGCCCAAGCAAACCGAAAGGUAAAAAGGGUGCCGGUGGAAAGUCACCGAGCAGCGCUGGGCGUGGUCGUCCCUCCGGCCAAAAACAAUCAAAGCCCAAUGCUGAUUCCAGCGAUCCGGACAAGGAAUGGGCCGUGGAGCGCAUCGUGUCGUGCGUCGAGGAUGAUGAGCAUGGUAUUCUCUAUCGCAUACGCUGGAAGGGAUUCGGCGCUAAGGACGAUACCUGGGAGCCAGAGUCAAAUCUGUCGUGCCACAGUCUAAUCGAAAAGUUCAAAAAAGGACUUGAGUUGGAGGUUAAUGUCGAUGCGAAGCAUUUGCGAGAGUCCCCGAAAAAAACUAAGCGACUGGUCAAUGAGACCACACCACGUUCCAAUUUGCACAAUCGCAUUGGACGCUCUUCCAAGCGCUCAGCCGCUAAAAAUCGCGUAUUUUAUGGAGAGGAGUGAAAAAUCACGGAUACAUCAAAAAUAACUGCAGAGAUGAGGAAUUGGCGUUUCCCCCUCCCCUUCCCCAAUCCAAUAAAGUAGUCUACGAUUAUUUAUCGUAAAUUCAACUGUUUAGGCAAUAGUCUAUCUGCAGGUCUGUGGCUGGCGAACGUCCGCCACCACCGAUGCUUUAGCUUUAAGUCCAAUGUGUAUUAGACCCCAUACUCACUUAUAUACACAAACAUAGUAGAUCUUAAGUCCAAAUUUGUUUAUUUAAUUCUUGUACUCUUAGAACCGUCACAAAAAAUAACUUGAUUUUGUCGCGUCUGUCUCCCCUGUAGCUUUUAGUUUAAGUCUGGUCUACGAGCCAAUCUGAUUUUCGAAAUAGAGCCCUACACUUAAGACCGAUCUGGAAAAUCGGCUUUACUAUGGAGCUCGAAAUUAUGUGUAUGUAGAGCUCCUCCCCACAAACAUUUGGCACCACUUACCCUAGUGUCGAUUAUAUUCAUUGUGUAUGAAUAUGGAAAAGUAUAUAUAUUAAAAAAAAUAUAAAUAUAAACAAUAAAA